UUUAUGUGACAAUUCGUCGGGCAAGCGGACGACAGCUGAAACAAUAAAACGGUAAAAGCUUUAUGCCGACGGCUACACAACAAGAAAGCAAAAAAAACACAGUAAAAAUAAUAAUAAAUUCGCAGCGUUAAAAUUAAUUUGGGACAAAUUAAUUUGCCUAACGGAACUACUCAAUUAACACUGGAAAAAAUGAAUAAUUAAACGACGCGCGUGCAAUAAAAAUUAUUGAAAGAAAUUAACAAAAGAAUUAUGCACACAAAUUUGUAGCGUUUGUCAACACUUGUUCUGUUUUAUAUGCAUUUGAUAACACUCAUUAAAUUUUAAUUAAUUGCUCGAUUAAACGAUCGUCAUGUUUGCGCAGUCGCAGCGAGUUUGAUAAGCAACAACAACAAAAACAGCAACACUUGGAAUAUGUUGUAUAAUGUGCCGUGCUAUCAAAACUUUUCAACACUGGAUUACUACAAGGUUAAGCGUCCCAAAACAGAGCACACGGAUACACAUGAACGCAAUCGUCUCUGCCAAAGCCAACAACUGCAACAGCAACAACAACAGCAACAACAGCAGCAGCAGCAACAGCAACAACAACAUCAGCAACAACAACAGCAGCAGCAACAAGCCCACUCAAACGCCGUGUUGGCCACCAGCAAUGGGCCCAGCAGUGCCGGCGCCAGCGUGGGCGUUGGCAUUAGCGUGGGCGUGGGCGUGGGCGUGGCGGGUCAAUGCAGUCCCCUAGGCAUUCUGCCGCCUCAAAUCCAGCCGCUGCAGCCAACGAUUGGGCACUACGCCAGCAACAACAGCAACAGCAACACCAGCAACAACAACAACAACAACAAUAGCAACAGCAACAGCAACAGCAACAACAAUCCAAAUCCAAAUCCAAAUCCAAAUCCAAACCCGAGCAGCUGCAGUCUGGCCUCCAGCUUUGCUCAAUCGGCCAGCAGCAGCUUCUCCACAUAUCAGCAGCCCAGCAGCGAGGAGGUGGGCGUGGUGGGCAUGUCCCACUGGACGCACGAAUCAGCGCCCGUCAAGUCCGAGUCGCGCAGUCCGAAUCAGCUGCAUACGCUGGACAAUGGACAGUCGGCUGCCGCGGCUGCUGCGGCAGCAGCUGCUGCUGCCAAUCUCUACGGCUGCGCCGAGAGCAGCGCAGCAGCAGCGGCGGCUGCAGUGAACAGCUCAGCGGCAGCAGCCGCCGCAGCCGCUGUCUACGACAGCAAGCACGACUACUACUACUACAACAGCAUGCAGCAGUACACGCCGCCGCCUUUCUACUCCGGCUACGGCACGCCGUAUGCGGCGGCAACCACAGCAGCGGCAGCUGCGCGCAGCGCCAAAAUGGAGCCGAGUGCAGCGGCAGCAGCAGCAGCCGCGGCCUAUCUGACGCCCAGCUAUGCGAGCGCUGGCAACGGCGGCCAGGCCAACAACAAUGCGCAGCUUUAUAGCAAUCCGUAUGCGGGCUACAACAACUUCGGGCAGCAGGAUUACGGGGGGUACUACAACGAGCAGUAUGGCAAUUAUUAUAACCCGGCCAACUACUCGCCGUAUGCGGUCAGCUCGCCCAGCUCGAGUGCCAGUCAUGGGUUCCAUGUGGCCACUGCCUCGUCGAAUCUGUCCGAGAGUCCGACUGAUACGCACUCAACGACGCCUGUGCAUGUGGCCAAUCAGUCGCCGCACUCCCCGCUGCCUAUCUCAAUGUCGCCCAAUGCGGGCGUGGGCAUUGGAGUGGGCGUGGUCGGCGGUGCGUCUGCUGCAGCAGCUGCAACGCUCAACUCCAGCGGCGGCAGCAGUGUCGGCUCCACAUCCGCAUCCAAAUCCACGCCCACUGGCAAAACAGGGCGAGCGCGUGGUCGGCGUCAUCAGCAGCCAAGUCCGACACGCAGCACCGCCUCGGAUACGGGCAACAGCGAAGCAGUGAAGCCGCCGGAGCGUGUGUUCAUCUGGGAUUUGGAUGAAACGCUGAUCAUCUUUCACACCCUGCUCUCGGGCAGCUACGCGAACCGCUACACCAAAGACCACAGCACACUGAUGACUAUUGCGUUCCGCAUGGAGGAGAUGGUGUUCAACAUGGCCGACACGCAUUUCUUUUUCAACGAGAUCGAGGAGUGCGACCAAGUGCACAUCGACGAUGUUAGCUCCGAUGACAAUGGCCAGGACUUGAGUAGCUACAACUUUGCCACAGACGGCUUCCACACUGGGACCCCGCCCGGUGCUCCGCCCAAUCUCUGCCUGCCCACCGGCGUGCGCGGCGGCGUCGAUUGGAUGCGCAAGCUGGCCUUUCGCUACCGCAAGAUCAAAGACAUCUACAACAGCUACAGGGGCAACGUGGGCACCCUUUUGGGCCCUGGGAAGCGUGAUGCUUGGCUGCAGAUACGCUCGGAGAUCGAGGUGGCCACCGAUAACUGGGCCACGCUUUCACUCAAGUGUCUCAGCAUGAUUGCCCAGCGCGAGAACUGCAUCAAUGUUCUGGUCACCUCCACGCAGCUGGCGCCGGCGCUGGCCAAGGUUUUGCUCUUUAACCUGGGCAGCAUAUUCAACAUUGAGAACAUCUACAGUGCACACAAGAUCGGCCAGGAGACCUGCUAUGAGCGCAUUGUCACGCGUUUCGGAAGAAAGAGCACCUACGUGGUCAUUGGGGAUGGCGCCGAGGAGGAGUCUGCCGCCAAAGCUAUGAACUUUCCCUUCUGGCGCAUCUCCGCUCACAGCGAUAUACGUGCUCUUUACACGGCCCUCGACAUGGGCUUCUUAUGAAAGGCUUAUGGCGUUUGCAAACGCGCACAAAUCGCUAGCGUUUCGCGUGCGUUUCUCGUGCAGUUUUGAGUACAAAAAAAAAGAAAACAAAAAGAAAAUGGAAAGAAAGUACUUUAAUUUAUUUAUGUAUAUGUGUGUGAGACAAAACUGUAAACCAGCGCAAAAUAAUUUAAUUAUUUUGUUAACAAACCAAUUAUUCAUUAAUGCCAAGACUUUUUAUUGUAUUAUAU
Molecule: messenger RNA, 2975 nt
Organism: Drosophila hydei
Lineage: Eukaryota; Metazoa; Arthropoda; Insecta; Diptera; Drosophilidae
Gene: eya
Product: developmental protein eyes absent
Exons: 5
Coding region: 412-2745 (777 amino acids)
Biological process (GO): cell differentiation; multicellular organism development; negative regulation of extrinsic apoptotic signaling pathway in absence of ligand
Cellular component (GO): nucleus
Molecular function (GO): protein tyrosine phosphatase activity
Source: RefSeq, a predicted model, not a curated record